Molecule: messenger RNA, 858 nt
Organism: Kluyveromyces marxianus DMKU3-1042
Lineage: Eukaryota; Fungi; Ascomycota; Saccharomycetes; Saccharomycetales; Saccharomycetaceae
Gene: DFM1
Product: Dfm1p
Exons: 1
Coding region: 1-858 (285 amino acids)
Biological process (GO): endoplasmic reticulum unfolded protein response
Cellular component (GO): endoplasmic reticulum membrane; Hrd1p ubiquitin ligase ERAD-L complex
Molecular function (GO): misfolded protein binding; ubiquitin-specific protease binding
Source: RefSeq, a predicted model, not a curated record
AUGCGCAACGAACUCAUCCAAUUUGUGGGCCAGAUCCCGCCCGUGACCCGCUGUAUAUGUCUUAUCAUGGUCCUGAUAUGCCUCGUGCAGCGGUUGUCCAUCCUCCCUCGCUACUUCACCGACUUCCAAUGGUCCCUCUACGGCGUUGCCUUUAAACUGCAAAUUUGGCGACUGUUCACGUGCUUUCUAAUUCUACCACCAAAUGACGCCAUGAAGGCAUGUUUCGACCUUUACACUGUGUACACGAGAUCUUUACACUUGGAACUGGUCCAUUUUAAUCGCUCUAUCGAUUAUCUUUUCUACAUCUGUUUCAACUUCGCGCUCAUCCUAGUGCUCGCAGAGAUAUGCCAUAUCGAGUACGGCAUCUUCACUAACGCCUUUAUCGGAUCGAUGCUCUACACCUGGACCUUGGAUAACAGCAACGUCAAGGUGAUGUUCUACGGCCUAUUCCCAAUACUUGGCAAGUAUUUGUCACUUGUGCACUUGUUUAUGUCGUUUUUGUUUGACGACACGCGUGGUUACACGCGCUUUUCAAUCACGGUAAUUGGAUUCUGCGCCGGGUACGUGUACUCGUGUUUGGAUACCAGGACGUACGGUCCCUUGUACGGGUACUUGCGCGGCAAGGGCCCCGAGUACGGUGUACGGGGCAGCGGCCGCUUCCGUGCGCCAACAUGGUUUGCGCGCCUGAUUCUGGGACUAGGGCGGUUAGUUGGCCUCUCUCGGCGGAAACUGCCUGUUACGGCAGGCGCUACUGCUGGUACUAGGGUCUCCGGUGCAUCUCACGGCAGAGCCGGCGGCAGAGGCGCCAAGACCACAUUCGUCGGGAAGGGCCACCGUUUGGGCACGAAAGCAGACUGA